Messenger RNA from Penicillium chermesinum, 801 nucleotides. RefSeq names its product F-actin-capping protein subunit beta (gene cap2). Lineage: Eukaryota; Fungi; Ascomycota; Eurotiomycetes; Eurotiales; Aspergillaceae. The record is from RefSeq and is a predicted model, not a curated record. Gene Ontology annotation, biological process: actin cytoskeleton organization; cell morphogenesis; barbed-end actin filament capping. Gene Ontology annotation, molecular function: actin filament binding. Bases 1 to 801 code for a protein of 266 amino acids. Gene Ontology annotation, cellular component: cytoplasm; actin cortical patch; F-actin capping protein complex. The transcript has 5 exons.
AUGGCUGAUGCACAGUUUGACAGUGCUCUCGAUCUCCUUCGACGCCUGAACCCUCGAGACAUAAAGGCCAAUCUCAAUGCGAUCACUUCCAUCGUUCCUGACCUGACAGAAGAUCUCCUUUCAUCCGUCGACCAACCCCUGGAGAUCCGUCGCUGCCCGCAGACAAACCGCGAUUACCUGCUUUGUGACUACAACCGUGACGGCGAUAGCUAUAGGUCACCAUGGAGCAACGAAUUUGACCCGCCGCUCGAGGAUGGCACGGUUCCUAGUGAUCGAGUGCGCAAGCUGGAGGUCGCGGCCAAUGAAGCCUUCGAUGUUUACCGGGAUCUCUACUACGAAGGCGGUGUUGGCAGUGUCUAUUUCUGGGACCUGGACGACGGCUUUGCCGGUGUUAUCCUAUUGAAGAAGGGUGUGAGCCCCGGUUCCCAGAGCUCCGGCGAGUGGGAUAGUAUUCACGUUUUCGAGUCCACCGACCGGGCGCGUAUGUCGCACUACAAAUUGACCAGCACGGUGAUCCUUCACUUAUCCAACGAGAGCCAAGCUCUUGGAGAAAUGGAUCUGAGUGGCAACAUGACUCGCCAGGUUGAGGUCGAUCUGCCUGUCGAGUCCGACGCAAGCCAUGUUGCCAACGUAGGCCGAUUGGUGGAAGAUAUGGAAUUGAAAAUGCGCAAUUUGCUACAGGAGGUUUAUUUCGGCAAGGCUAAGGAUGUAGUGGGCGAGCUACGAAGCCUGGCACCUUUGUCGGAAACCAACCGCGACCGCGCGACGCAGCUAGAGAUGAUCAAAUCCAUGCAGAAGUAG